Molecule: messenger RNA, 1182 nt
Organism: Drosophila ananassae
Lineage: Eukaryota; Metazoa; Arthropoda; Insecta; Diptera; Drosophilidae
Product: ubiquitin-conjugating enzyme E2 D2
Exons: 1
Coding region: 256-1074 (272 amino acids)
Biological process (GO): protein polyubiquitination
Cellular component (GO): nucleus
Molecular function (GO): ubiquitin conjugating enzyme activity
Source: RefSeq, a predicted model, not a curated record
CGUCUAAAUAUCACCGAUCGACUGACAUACAUACAUAGUUUGCUCCAAAAGGCCUUGCUUGUUUCCCGGAAACGAACAAAGCGCCCUGGACAACUCGAAAUCAUGUGAAGGCCUUCACAAAAAUCUCAAAAUUACCCGAACCGAAUACGGAGCCACAUACAAAUUCUCAACGCACAAACUGAAAAUAUAUAUACUUUAUUUUAUGUAUAUUUUUUAAAAUCUGAACGCAACUCUGAGAAUAAAAUAAAAGGCAGGAUGUCCAGCGAUCCACCGGAAAUGGAGGCCGAUGCGGAACAGGAACACGACCAAGACCAAGAGGAUCAGGAGUCAGAAAUGCCUAUAGAAGUACCGUCGAUCAGCAGCAUCACCAGCUCCGAGGACGAGGCCGUUCCCAGCACCAGUCACCGUCCGCCAGUGAUGGCAUGCCCCGUAUCCCAUCCCGUGCUGGGCAACACCACCGGGUUGUCUGCCUCAUCGCCGAUGCUCACCGCACCGCUUAACGGCUGUGUAGUGCGGGUCAAGCGGGAGCUUCAAGAGAUCCGGAAGCACCCACCGCCCAACUGCUCCGCCGACAUGCUUCGCGACGAUCUGUUCCGCUGGACGGCUGGCGUUAAUGGACCCAAUGGCACCGUCUACGAGGGCGGGCACUUCCGGCUGGACAUUCGCUUCCCGGCGGCCUAUCCCUUCCGGCCGCCCCGCAUCCGGUUCACCACCCGUAUCUAUCACUGCAACGUGGACAGCCGCGGCGCCAUCUGCCUGGAUGUGCUCGGCGAGCGCUGGUCGCCAGUCAUGAACGUGGCCAAGGUCCUUCUGUCCAUCUAUGUCCUGAUGGGCGAGUGCAAUCCGGACGAUCCGCUCGUCAUGUGCAUUGCCGAUCAGUACAAGACCAAUCGCAAGGAGCACGACAAAAUCGCCCGUCACUGGACCAAACGCUUCGCCAUGCCCAAGGACAGCAAGGACACCAAACAGGACAUCGAUCAUACCGAGACUCAUGAGCAACAGCAAGAUCAGGAAAAUCAGGUUCAGAAUCAGCAGCAGGAUCACCAUGGACAGCAGUCCUCGGCCAAGGAUUAGUAGCGCUUGGGCCCCCAAUUGCAUCCUUCAAAAUCGAUUCCUCGGUUAUUUUUACAUUUUGCCUUUAAUAAACCAUUUCAAUACAUCAGGACGUGCACAAAACCACAA